Messenger RNA from Colias croceus (clouded yellow), 1127 nucleotides. Its product is annotated as gamma-glutamyl hydrolase-like. The transcript is spliced from 6 exons. Gene Ontology annotation, cellular component: vacuole. NCBI's taxonomy places the organism in Eukaryota, Metazoa, Arthropoda, Insecta, Lepidoptera, Pieridae. Gene Ontology annotation, biological process: tetrahydrofolylpolyglutamate metabolic process. The coding region runs from base 1 to 1080 and encodes 359 amino acids. Gene Ontology annotation, molecular function: gamma-glutamyl-peptidase activity. The record is from RefSeq and is a predicted model, not a curated record.
AUGCCUAUAUCAGAUAAGAUUAAUAUAAAAGGUAAAGUUCAGUGGAUAAGUAUUGAUUUGGUAGAUACAAUGAAAAUGAAACGUUUCCUUCUUGUCUUACUUUGUUCAAUUUUAAGCUGUGAAGGUGCAGUUAUAGUGAAAGAAGUAAGCAAUGCGAACCAGGAACUAAAUGAACGGCCUAUUAUAGGUAUAUUAUCACAAGAGCAGUCCUUCUAUCUUCAUGGAAAAUUUCCCGAGGAGAGUUAUACCAGUUAUAUUGCAGCUUCGUAUGUGAAAGAUGUAGAAAAAGCUGGUGCAAGAGUAGUGCCUAUUUUAAUAGGUAAAGAUAGAAGUUACUACAAGGAACUCAUGAAAAAACUUAAUGGCGUAUUAUUCCCCGGCGGCGCAACGUUUUUCAACCAAUCGAAUGGCUAUGCUGAUGCUGCUCAGCAUAUUUACGAGAUAGCGCAAGAAUUCAAUGAUGCAGGCGAUUACUUCCCUAUUUUUGCGACAUGCUUAGGUUUCCAGCUUAUGAUAAUUCUGGCAUCUGGAAGAGGAACGGUGGAAAACAGGUCGUCAUGUCGUUCAUUCACUAACCUUCCACUUGUCUUUGCUUCAGACUUUCGUAGCAGCAAAAUGUUUAGGGAUGCUCCAGAAGAUAUGAUUCACAUUUUAGCAAAUGAAAAUGUUACUAUAAAUUAUCACCAAUAUUGCAUACUCGACUCCAAUUUAAAAGCCUACAACUUAAUAAAUGAUUGGCGUCCGACAUCUUAUAGUUACGAUGAUAACCAUAUUAAAUUUAUUGCAACAUACGAGCAUAGACGGUAUCCCUUCUACGCAGUGCAAUUUCAUCCAGAAAAGAGUUCGUUCGAGUGGAAAUUGUCAAAGCAUUACGCACAUUCGAUAAACGCUGUAAAAUCCAAUAGGGUGUUUAUGGAUUUCUUCGUGUCCGAGUGUAGGAAAAACACUCACGCAUUUGAAGAUGCGAGCGAGGAGAAUAAAUAUCUUAUUUAUAACUAUCCAGCGGUAUUUACCGGAGUCCUUGGCAGUGCUCACCAUGAAUGCUACUUCUUUGAGCCGAGAGGAAAAGUUUCCAAGUGAUAUGUUGAUUGUGUCAAGCCUAUGAAUAAACGUGGCUUAACAUUUGA